Schistosoma rodhaini is the source of this 824-nucleotide messenger RNA. The record is from the annotation of a GenBank genome assembly. NCBI's taxonomy places the organism in Eukaryota, Metazoa, Platyhelminthes, Trematoda, Strigeidida, Schistosomatidae.
GUUCAAUCAAUCUGAUUUUAGAAUUUCAUCUAUCACAAAUCACAUUUGUAGCUGUAUGUUACCAAUAGAGUGAUAAACACUUCUGUUAGAAACUGAAAAAAAUAUUGUACAAUAUUGCUGUUCAAUUAUUCUAUAUUGAUUAUUGUUUAUUUAAUCAUAUGCAUAUCAUAAUGAUAACCAAAGAACAUUAUAAGUAGUAUCAUUAUUCAUCACUAAAAUAUUGAACAUAUAAUAAAGACAAUCAAAAGAUGAGAAUCAUUGUGGAUAGUAGUUUAAUUAUAUUAACAGUUUUACAAUUUAUCUCAUAUGCAUUCGCUAUCAAAUGUCGUGUUUGUUUACCAUGUGAAGAAAAAUACAAAAAAAUAUUCCAAAUUACAAAAGAUGAAAUUUUACACAACUGUGGAGUUUGUAUUACAGCUUAUUCAACUUUUCAAGGUUAUCAAAUGGAAGGUCGAGGUUGUUUACUUCAAUGUCCACCUAAACAUUCUAUCAGCGAGCUUACUCCAGGACUUGUUAACAAAUAUGACUGUUGUUAUUAUGAUUUAUGCAAUAGAACAAACAAAUUAUUUGUACAAUACAAAUUAUUAAUGAUUGUUUCAUGUUUAGUCCAUUCAUUAUUUAUUGUGGUGAAUAGAUAUAUUCUUAUCAUACAGCUUAUUCAACUUUUCAAGGUUAUCAAAUGGAAGGUCGAGGUUGUUCACUUCAAUGUCCAUCUAAACAUGCUAUCAGCGAGCUUACUCCAGGACUUGUUAACAAAUAUGACUGUUGUUAUUAUGAUUUAUGCAAUAGAACAAACAAAUUAUUUGUAUAAUACAAAUUAUUAA